This is a messenger RNA of Lachancea fermentati, 711 nucleotides long. Lineage: Eukaryota; Fungi; Ascomycota; Saccharomycetes; Saccharomycetales; Saccharomycetaceae. The record is from the annotation of a GenBank genome assembly.
AUGACCAACAAUCUACGAAAACUUCAGAACUUUACAACGUGCGAUGUUUCUGAUGGAUUGUUGAAUAAGUAUAAUAUUAACGAUGGUGGCUUCUUUCCAAAUUUACAGAUGUGGUCAGGACCGCAGAACCAAGCAACUGUGGGUAGAGCUUAUACCGUCCUUUUCGCACCUAAAGAUGACCCCAGACCGGAGGUUAACUACAUAGAUCACAUUCCUGCAGAAUCAUUUGUGGUGGUGGCUGUCACUCAGCCACUUCAACUUGAAUAUGCUCCAUACGUUAGAAUAACUCAAGCACUUUACGGUGGUCUCAUGUCCACAAGAGCACAAUAUUUAAAAGCCUGUGGUACCGUUGUUUUUGGCCGGAUUAGGGAUGUCGAUGAGCACAAGAACUUGAACUUUCCAGUCUUUAGUUACAGCCUGGGCACAUGUGCUGCGAAACAAGCUGUCAAGCCUGUGGCGAUUAACGAACCAUUACACGUUUUAACCAGUGACUCAGAAGUUAAUACAAUACACCCAGGGGAUUAUAUAAUUGGAGAUAAACACGGGAUCGUGAGAAUACCUGCUGCCAGUGUAGAAAUCACCGAAUUGAUUACGUACAUUGAAAAAUCUGUCGAGGUUGAUGAUCUUGUGAUGGAAGACAUUAAAUCAGGAAAGCCCGCGAAGUUAUCUCAGAAGGAAAGGAGAGUUGUCUUGAAAGAUUUCAUGAGUUAA